This is a messenger RNA of Mobula hypostoma (lesser devil ray), 1807 nucleotides long. Its product is annotated as polycomb protein eed-A-like. The coding region runs from base 12 to 281 and encodes 89 amino acids. The transcript has 2 exons. The record is from RefSeq and is a predicted model, not a curated record. NCBI's taxonomy places the organism in Eukaryota, Metazoa, Chordata, Chondrichthyes, Myliobatiformes, Myliobatidae.
UUGUGUGCAUCAUGUCGGAAAGCGCGGCACGGGGAGACAUGCCGGCCAAGAGGCAGAAACUGAGCGAUGAGAACAGCAAUCCUGACAUGUCGCCAGACGAAAAUCUUGAUGCAGCUCUGAAAAAGCAGCAAUCAGUGUUCACCAAAAGUCAAGAGACUCAUGAUGGAGCUAUCAAGGCCAGCGGUAUUAUUGCCAACAAAACAGCUGCUGUGUCAAAGCCAUACUCAGGGGGAAUUCAUCAAAGCAUGCAUGCUGAUGGCGGCAGAGCUGGUGUGCCCUGAGAAGAGGCACGCUUUUGGGAAUAUCAGCUUGUCAAGAAAUAUGUGGUAGAGAGAAUCACGGACCUUGCAGAAGAUUUGAACAGUCAAAUAAAAGAUGAAGUGAAGUCAUUUAUUGCCUUCUGUAUUGCAAUUGAUGAGAGCACCAACGUGACUGAUGUAGCUCAAUUAGGAAUAUUUAUUCGUGGUGUUGAUGCAUCUUUGACCAUCACUGAGGAGUUUGUGGAGAUGGUGCCCUUGACAAACACCACAAUGGCGAACGACGUUUUCUCCAGCCUUGUCGAGGCCUUGGACAGACUGGGGUUGACUGGAGUCGCUGUUAACAUGGCAACAGAUGGCGCACUGUCCAUGGUCGGGAAAAAGGCAGGUGUUGUUGCGAAACUCAGAGAGAAAGUUCAAACAGAGAAUCCAGAGCAGGAAUUCUGGAAUUUUCAUUGUAUUAUACGGCAAGAGGCAUUAUGUAGCAGGAGCCUGAAAAUGGACAAUGUCAUGGAUGUAGUAAUAAAAACGGUUAAUAUUAGAGCCAAGGGACUCAACCAUCGGCAAUUUGACACUCUUUUGUCUGAAAGUAAUAUUGGACAUGGCCUACCCGACCACACUGAUGUCCACUGGUUGAGCAGAAGGGUUGUGCACAAACGUUUUUUUCAAUUAUGUGCAGAAACUGGACUAUUCAUGAAUGAGAAAGGGAAGUCAGGGGCAGAGUUGGAUGACCCAGACUGGCUUCAUGAUCUUGCAUUUUUGGUGGAUAUAACAGAGCACUUAAAUGUGCUUAAUGUUAACAUGCAAACUUGUUACGGAAUACUACGACAGCAUUUGUGCCUUUCAAAUUAAAUUAGGCCUGUGGGAGAUACAGCUAUCCCAGAACAACCCAGCUCAUUUCCCCUCUUUGCAGUCUGUGCGUGUCACUCAUGGGAAUAAUGACAACAUGGACAGGUACAAGGACAAAAUAUCUUGGCUGAAAAAUGAGUUUCAGAAUUGUUUCCAAGUCUUCAUUCAGCUCGAGAAGGAAUUCUCACUAUUUUGCUCGCCAUUUGCUGUCAACGCAGCAUCAGAUGUGCCGGAGGUACUCCAAAUGGAACUAAUUGAAAUUCAGUGUAACUCGGUUUUGAAAUAUAAUUUUGAGACUGUGGGUCUGGACUCAUUCUAUCAACACCUGGGACCGAUGUACCCCAAGAUGACAGACUUUGCCUCAAAAGAUCCUUUGCAUGUUCAGGACGACAUAUCUCUGUGAGCAGCAGGCGUUGUCCAUUAUGAACACUAAUAAAUCCAAACUGCACUAGCAGCUGACACACAGACAUCUAAAUGACAUUAUGAAAAUCACAACUGCCCAGAAACUGGUCCCUGAUGUUGACAGGCUGGUUAAAGCCAAGAGAUGUCAGAUGUCUGGAAGCAGCAAGUGAAAAAUGAGUGACACUCUUCGAUGCACUGCGACAUGUAAGCAAAAUGCAUUAUGAAAUAUUGAGUGUCAUAAUAUCGUGAUUCAUUCAUUUUCUGACUAUUCUAUUAUUGUAAAUGUGAUCACCAAUAAA